CCAACCAAACAUGAGCUUCGCUUCAGCUAAAAACAUCUCCAUCGUCAUCCUGGAGAAAGUUGAGAGAAUCAUCCAACAAACUAUACCAGAAAGUGGUUGCAGAAUACAUGCUUGGCUCACUCAAGUUUGUAAAAACAUAUUUUGAGACCAUCUCUGAAGCAAGUGGACAAGACAACCUGAAUCAGAUAAUUUUCAAUGAAAUGAAGACGCUGCAGAGCCUCCUGUCACAGCAAUCCCCAGUCCAGCCCUACAUUUCUGCCCUCAUUAACAUCACUCAGGUUAUCUUGGAGUCUGGCCAAGGUAAAAUGAACCUCUGGGCAGGCUUUGAAAAUGCAUCAGCAGACAAUGCACAACAAAUCGUUCAGCAGUUGGGCAAACUUGUGAGCAUGUUUUGGCCACUGGUUGCGGAUGGCACUGGCUCACAUAUGACUGCUCCAAAUCUGGAGGCUUUUACUCAACUUGUUCCAGUCCUGGAGACCAUAUUAACCGGGAAUGCAGACCAAGACACAUGGAACAAGCUUGAACAGGUGCUGGGAACCCUGUUGUCCACCCUUGAAGGAACAGAGUUAUUGGACAAUUUAACAUCUGUUAUCCCACAGUUUGAAAAAAUGGUUGGAACUUUAGUGGAGAACAUCCAAGCAGGAAAUGUGAUGAUACAAAGCCUUCAAAUCCCCAUCCUGAACCUGAUGAGAGAAACUGCACAGUCUUUGAACAACACUCAUUACAAUUUUUCUGAAGUCCUGGAAAAAUUUCAGGUUGCCAUUGAAAGCACAGUGCAGGCCGCUCAGCAGGCUAAUGGCACCUUGGAGUGCAGUGAAGUUCUCAAAGUGUGGGAGACAUUCAGUGAGGCAGCAGGGUUAAGCCCUAACACCAUGGCUGUGUGGUGCAACAUCAGCCUGCAGCCUGUUUUGGAGGCCUAUGCUUCCGCACAGAAUCUCUACUCCCAAAUGAACAUGAGUCAGAUGAUCAUGGGACCAACCAAUGUGAGCAACACAGCUGCUAGGAUUGUAGAAACUGCAAAGUCACUCUACCAAGUCAACAUUAACAACAUACUUGUGAUAAACCAGUUGGUCAUGAAUUUCUCCAACCACCUCUCAAUGCUGGUAGAGCAGUCUAUGAGCCCUGAGGCACAGCUUUACUGGCAAAACCAGCUCCAAGACAUGCAGUUGCAAAACAGUUUGUCUUCCAUCAAAAUGCUCUCAGAUGAAUUGCAUAAUGUGGCCCCGGCCCUGCAGCCCUACAUGGAAGCUCUUGUGAAUGCUACAGGCUACAUCCUGGACAACUAUCAACUACUUCAACAGAGCACAUCAGCCGAGGAACUCCUCAAAGAAGCAGCAAUGCGCUUCCUUUCCUCUGCAAACAUGUCCUCUUAUGAUAUCUUCUCCACGACGGCAGGGAACACGACUGCAUCUCUUUAUGACUUGACAACAGAAAUGAUCAGACGGAUGAUUAACAUUAAGGCAUUUGGUGAUGAUCCUAUGAUUUACCAAGUCUUGGAGGAAUUUUUGAGAUCCAGUGACACAAACUUGAUAGCAGAGAAGGUGGCCGAGUUGUCUAUGUGGUUAAACUCCACCGAAGCAUCUGGGAUAGAUCUGCUGAGUGAGGCUCUGUUCAGAUCCUAUGACAUUGUAAGAAGUUUGUCUUCCAUCAAAAUGCUCUCAGAUGAAUUGCAUAAUGUGGCCCCGGCCUUGCAGCCCUACAUGGAAGCUCUUGUGAAUGCUACAGGCUACAUCCUGGACAACUAUCAACUACUUCAACAGAGCACAUCAGCUGAGGAGCUCCUCAAAGAAGCAGCAAUGCGCUUCCUUUCCUCUGCAAACAUGUCCUCUUAUGAUAUCUUCUCCACGACGGCAGGGAACACGACUGCAUCUCUUUACGACUUGACAACAGAAAUGAUCAGACAGAUGAUUAACAUUAAGGCAUUUGGUGAUGAUCCUAUGAUUUACCAAGUCUUGGAGGAAUUUUUGAGAUCCAAUGACACAAACUUGAUAGCAGAGAAGGUGGCCGAGUUGUCUAUGUGGUUAAACUCCACCGAAGCAUCUGGGAUAGAUCUGCUGAGUGAGGCUCUGUUCAGAUCCUAUGACAUCGUAAGAAGUUUGUCUUCCAUCAAAAUGCUCUCAGAUGAAUUGCAUAAUGUGGCCCCGGCCUUGCAGCCCUACAUGGAAGCUCUUGUGAAUGCUACAGGCUACAUCCUGGACAACUAUCAACUACUUCAACAGAGCACAUCAGCUGAGGAGCUCCUCAAAGAAGCAGCAAUGCACUUCCUUUCCUCUGCAAACAUGUCCUCUUAUGAUAUCUUCUCCACGACGGCAGGGAGCACGACUGCAUCUCUUUACGACUUGACAACAGAAAUGAUCAGACUGAUGAUUAACAUUAAGGCAUUUGGUGAUGAUCCUAUGAUUUACCAAGUCUUGGAGGAAUUUUUGAGAUCCAAUGACACAAACUUGAUAGCAGAGAAGGUGGCCGAGUUGUCUAUGUGGUUAAACUCCACCGAAGCAUCUGGGCUAGAUCUGCUGAGUGAGGCUCUGUUCAGAUCCUAUGACAUCGUAAGGCCUGUCUUGUCUGCCCUGGCCAAGAUGAACACAGACAUGCAAGCAACUGUAGAGCUCCUGGAAGACUUAGUAGGAAACUCCAUUGCUAUGUUUAGGCAGUUGGUAAGCACCGGUAAUGUUCCAGACCCAAUGGUCCAAUAUUUGAGUGACUCAGAAAUGACAGACGGUUACCACACACAUUUGGUCAGACGCAGACGUGAUGCCUCAUCAAUGAUGACAGACCCGAUGAAUGACUUCAUAGACCUGUUCUACAUUGACUACCCAACCAUGUUCAAAGCUAUGGCUGUCCCUCCUACAACACCAGAAAUUAUGGAAACAGCCCAUGUGUUCUUUGCCAAUCCCGAUUUGAGCAUUGUGAUGAAGGGAGCUACAAGUGGCAUGCAGUGGGGCUUGAAUGCCUCUCAAGAAGAGACCGUUGAUGCUGCACUUGGGGUACUCUCCUUCCUCACUCUCCCUGACGUCUUUGAAAAGUCAUCAAUGGAUCUCCUGAAGAAUGCUGUGGAUAUGCUUCCUGAUGCCUUACCAUACUCCUCUGUGAUUAAAAAUUUCACCAGAGCACUAGCCAAUGAAUCUCAAGAGAACAUGAUGCUCGUGCAGCAGAUCAUCCGAACAGCUGGUCAGCUUUUCCAGAUCCUCCCAACAGACCCACAGUUUAAAGAAAAUCUAGACCUCCUGAGAUUCCUGGUGUGUAUGUUAGAGGAUACAGAGACUGUACACCUCCUGAUGCAGAGCCUCAACAUAGAGUCCGGUCAGCUUUGUAACACUUUCCUGCCCAGCCUAGAGGUCAUAGUUGAGGGUCUGGUGAUGAACACAACGUCUCUGGUUGAUAUCUUCUAUCAAACUGUAAUCGGGGACCCCAGGAGCUACAAUGUCCACACAGACUGGUCUGCUGUGCUGAGCCAAACUCUGGGCUUUAACAUCAGCAGCGUGAGCUCUCUCAACAUUAACAGCACUUCCUCAAGAGUGAUGACAUUUGGUGAGAUGCUGAAGAAUAAAACAGACUUUGUUCUGGACGUGCAGCAGUACAUGGAUUUGGAUCCAGCAACUCUUGACCUCCUAAUGAACAGCACGCUCCCUAACAACAAUCUAGUGAUCCUGUCCUGGCUGUUGAACCUGCGUCACUGCCCCUCCACACCACUCGCAAACAUGGAAGAGGCUGAUCUGAUGAAUACCUUCUGCUCUCUGUCUGUUGAACAGUGGUACACAUUGUCACUGCUGAUGACUCAACAUCUAAACAUUGAACAAGUGUUAUACAAAAUGGUUUUGUCUGACGACAUACAGACUGUGGUGGGAAUCAUGGUUUGGGUGGCUGAGGCUAUAACAGACAUGAUGGACAAGAUGCUUCCUGCCAUUAACCAACUGCAAAUCUACCUGAACAACAUCAAAAACCUCAACCAUUUUAGAACCAAGUGACCACACCCAGUGAGGCAGCGGAGGUCCGCCACUUCCAGCGCAGGAUCAUUCGUUACCCUUUCUCGAGCGCUGUGCAGCAAUGGUAUCAAGGCUCUUUUUGGAAUUUCCAAGCUGCCCCUCGUCUCAGAGUCGGACCCUUCCAUUACAGACAACCCACAGAGGGAGGAGAUGAUUGAGAGGUUCAAGAUACCACGGAAUGCCACUCCCUUCUGUAUGAACAUGUACCUGGACAUGGUCAACACCACAGGAGGAGCUAUUGCCUGGGCCUUCCUCAAGCCAAUGCUGAUGGGACAAAUCCUGUACACACCUGAUACACCCAGCACACGUGCCAUAAUAGAGAGGGCCAAUGCCACCUUGCAAGAUUUUGCAAAUGUAAGGCAAUAUUCAGAAGACUGGAUAAAAUCCUCCAAGUACCUCUUUACGUCUGCGAACAAACUCAAAAAGACUUUGCCAAUGCUGCAGAAUUCCCUUGGCAAUCCCUUUGUGAAGAACUUCAUUCAGAGGCUGACAGGCAUCAAUGUAGACAGAAUGCAGGAGACACUCAGCAGCUUCUCUAACAUGACACUGAUGCUGGAGAAGAACAAAGAGAUAGUGGAUCACAUCAACACCUUAUCCACCUUGAUGGUUGACAUCUCUUCCUGUAUCAAGUUUGACCGAUACCGUGGCUUUGACUCUGCCGACGAGCUCAACAGUGCAGCGCAGGAACUUGCCAAAAACCGUGAUCUCUAUGGAAGUGUGAUCUUCAAGCUUCCCAAAGAUGCAGACUCAUCCAGAAACAAGCGUGAGGCCACAACCUCUCUGCCUCCCGAAGUCAGCUACACUAUCCGCAUGCAUAUGGACAAUGUAAUGCGUACUGACAGAGCCCGGAACGGGUUUUUUGUCAAGGAGUCGUACAUCUCAGCCAGACAGACAAUGCGCUACAACCGGGGAUUCAUCUACCUACAGGAGAGCAUCGACCGAGCUAUCAUUGAGACGCAGACGGGACAGAAAGCCAAAGAGACAGCCGUGCAGCUGCAGCCAUUCCCCUAUCCGUGCUAUCACCGGGAUGAGUACCUGGAGGCCAUCUCUUUUGUCUUCCCUCUUAUGCUGAUGGUAGCCUGGGUGUUGUUUAUUGCUGAUUUCGUGAAGAAACUUGUGCACGAGAGAGAACUGAGGCUGCAUGAGUACAUGAAAAUGAUGGGAGUCAACACACUCAGUCACUUCUUUGCCUGGUUCGUGGAGUGUUUUAUCUACCUGCUGGUGACCAUCAUCAUCAUGACACUGGUGCUGAAGCACGGCAAGAUCCUGCCCAACAGUGACAGUUUCCUCAUUUUCCUGUACCUGUGUGACUAUGGCUUGAGCAUCUUAGCCUUCAGUUAUCUUGUCAGCUCCUUCUUUGACAAAACCUACAUCGCCGGCCUGAGUGGCAGCCUGCUUUACAUCCUCUGCUUCUUCCCCUUCAUCAUCGUCACCGCACUGGAGGGCAGUCUAACGCUCAUCCAGAAGAGUGCCUUGGGAUUGUUUUCCCCGACCUGUUUUAGUUACGCCAGUCAAUACAUGUCUCGCUACGAGGCCCAAGGAGAAGGAAUUCAAUGGAGCAACUCAUACUCCUCGCCCAUUGCUGGAGACACAGCCUCGUUCGGUUGGCUGUGCUGGCUGAUGCUCAUCGACUCUAUCCUCUACUUCACCAUUGGGGCUUACAUUCGCACAGUGUUUCCAGGAAAAUAUGGCAUCCCUGCUCCGUGGUACUUCCCAUUCAAACUCUCCUUCUGGGCUGACCUGUGCUGUGUUCGACCAAAGAAGAAUACGGCCAAAGGACUUCUCUUCUCAAACAUCAUGCAGAAUGACCAGCUUGCCUUCUCCAACAACAAGGGAAAAGGAAAGAGCGCUCUUUCCACCAAGACUGGGGAAGACUUCUCAGAGCUCCCAGUUGGCGUUGCUCUCCAUGGUCUCACCAAGACCUAUGGUGACCAAGCGGCUAUUCAAAACCUUAAUGUUUCUUUCUAUGAAGGCCACGUCACCUCACUGCUCGGUCACAAUGGAGCUGGAAAGACUACCACCAUGUCUCUUCUUACUGGGCUUUUUGCCCCGUCUUCGGGAACCAUAGAGGUUUACGGUAGAGACAUGCAGACAAACAUUGAGAACGUUCGCAGGGAGCUUGGAGUCUGCAUGCAGUAUGACGUCCUGUUUGAUCACAUGACCACCAAGGAGCACCUGCUGCUGUAUGGACAGAUCAAGGCCCCACAUUGGUCAGACAGAGAACUACAUGAACAAGUCCGCACGAUCCUAGAGGACACGGGGAUGUAUGCUCACAGACACAAGCGGGUGGGCACCCUAUCAGGCGGCAUGAAGCGCAAGCUGUCAAUCUCCAUCGCCUUCAUAGGGGGCUCUCGUGUGGUGGUUCUGGAUGAACCCACUACAGGAGUCGAUCCCUGCUCCAGGCGCAACAUCUGGGACAUUGUAAUCCAGCACAAGAAAAACCGCACAAUCAUCAUGUCCACCCACCACCUGGACGAAGCAGAAGUGCUGAGUGACCGCAUCGCCUUCCUGGAGAAAGGAGGAUUAAAAUGCUGUGGAUCCCCAUUCUACUUGAAAGAAAAGCUAGGCCAAGGCUACAAACUCACCCUCACCAAAAAGGUGCAAAAAACAGAAGAUAAACAGAUUGACAGCGCUGAAGUUAAAGCCUUUGUCCAAGCCCAUGUACCUGAAGCACGACUGAAAGAAGCCCAGGGCAAUGAUUUGGUCUACUCACUGCCACCCUUCAACUCAUCCAACGCCUCUUCAUACCGCUCUCUGCUUACCGCACUGGACUCCAAUCUGGAUGCUCUACAGUUGGGGGGCUAUGGUAUCUCUGACACCACACUAGAGGAGGUGUUCCUCCAACUGACUCAUGGACAGACAGAAGCUAAAGCUGAGGAUGGCCUCCCAUCUAUAUCAGAGACGGUUUCCGACACUAUAUCCAUCGACAGCUUGUCUUUAGACGACAGUGACAGCAGCACAAGCUUCAGCGACAGGAUCAAACUUACCAGUUCAUCCACAGUGACCGGCAUGGCUCUGGCCUGGCAGCAAAUGUCAGCUAUCCUGAUCAAGAGAUUCCACCACAGCCGCAGAGACUGGAAGGGCCUGAUUUCCCAAAUCCUGCUUCCUGUUCUGUUUGUAGUGUUUGCUAUGAGCCUGGGGUCUAUCAAAAGCGACGUGCAGCACUAUCCUGAGCUACAGCUCAGCCCUGCGCUCUACAAAAUCGGACCAAGCUACUCCUUCUUCAGCAACCAGAAUCCCAACUCGCAGCGUCUGGCAGACACCAUGAUGUCAUUCCCUGGGAUGGACACCACCUGCCUUGACAAGCCUGAUAACCUCGACUGCACAAGAAACACAAACAAGUGGAGCUCCAGUGGAAACAGCUCGAAAGGAUUCAGCAUCUGCAAAUGCACUCAGAAAGAACAGAUUUGCGACAAAGACAACUACCAGCCCCCCCAUACGGAGAUCCCCUCAUCUCAGAUUGUUUAUGAUCUGAAUGGCAUCAAUGUGGAGAACUACCUAGUUUCUACAGCCAAUGACUUCAUAAGGAACAGGUACGGUGGUUUUGCUUUUGGCAUGCCACUCCCAGCGGACUUAAAAAUGGACAUCACAGCUGUGCCGGAAAACCGUACGCUGUCUAAGGUCUGGUUCAACCCGGAGGGUCACCACACAAUGCCAGCAUACUUAAACAGCCUCAACAACUUCAUCCUACGCGCCAAUCUGCCAGCAGACAAGGAUCCACGCAAAUAUGCCAUUUCAGUUUACAGCCAACCCUAUUUUGGACGGGCGGAUGAUGAAGAUGUAGUUGUCCAGGGAUUGCUCCACCUCCUUGUGGCUAUGUGCGUGCUCACAGGCUUCUCAAUUACAACAGCCAGUUUUGCCAUCUAUGAGGUCACUGAGCACCAAAAAGGGUCCAAGAGGCUUCAGCACAUCGCUGGCAUCAGCGAGUCCUUCUACUGGAUUGUAAACUUCAUCUAUGACAUGGUCAUCUAUUUGGUCCCUGUAGCUGCGACCGUUGCUGUGAUUGCUGCCUUCCAGAUACCAGCAUUUACAGAACGCCAAAAUUUGGGUGCCGUCACUCUCCUCCUGGUGCUCUUUGGGUUUUCCACCUUCCCAUGGAUGUAUCUGUUUGCCGGGAUCUUCAGGGAUGCAGAGAUGGCCUUUAUCAGCUACGUGUGCAUCAACCUCUUCAUCAGUGUCAACACCAUCUUGACCACCUGCAUCCUCUACUUUCUGGGUCAAAUAUCAAUGCACAAUCCUGAGGCAAUCCAGGAAAUCUUCCAGAAGCUGAGCUACGCCUUCCUCAUCUUCCCCCAGUUCAGCUUUGGGAACGGACUGAUGGAACUGGCCAGAGGUGACAUAGAGGUCCAGAUUCUCAGUGGCUAUGGAGUCGAUGCCUACAAGAACCCAUUCUCCACAGAAGGUCUGGGAUGGAUGUUCAUCUCCUCCAUCAUCCAGGGCCUGGUCUUCUUCACGCUGCGCCUCUUGAUCAACAAAUCUCUAAUGCGCAAAGUCAGGCGUCUAAUUUGCUACAUCAAGACUGUGCCCCAGGCGGCUUAUGAUGAUGAUCAGGAUGAGGAUGUGGUGUCUGAGCAUCUCAGAGUGGCCAGUGGAGCAGCCAGCUCAGACAUACUGCAAGUCAACCGGCUCACAAAGAUCUAUCAACACCUCAGUAAGAAGGUCCACGCUGUCAAGAAUCUGUCUGUGGGCAUUCCUGCAGGAGAGUGCUUUGGCUUGCUGGGAGUGAACGGAGCAGGAAAAACUACCACCUUCAAGAUGCUGACUGGAGACGUUAGCCCCACUGAUGGCACUGCACAGAUCAAGGACUGGGAUGGACGUUUGGUAGACAUCAUGGAGUGCCGGAAACAGGGAAUUAACAUCGGCUACUGUCCUCAAGUGGAUGCACUGGAUGAUUUGCUCACUGGAGAAGAGCACUUGUACUUCUACGCUCGCAUACGUGGUGUCUCAAAGUGGGAGACAGAAAGGCUGGUGAACUACCUACUGAAGAGGCUGCAGCUCAACUACCACAGAAACAUCAUUACCGACGGUUACAGUUGUGGCACCCGCAGGAAGCUCUCUACAGCGCUGGCUCUCAUCGGGAAUCCACAAAUCCUUCUCCUGGAUGAGCCAAGCUCUGGCAUGGACCCUCGUACUAAGCGUCACCUAUGGAAAAUCAUCUCUGAGGAAGUGAAAGGAAAGUGCGCCGUGGUUCUCACAUCCCACAGCAUGGAGGAAUGUGAGGCACUGUGCAGCCGUCUUGCCAUCAUGGUGAAAGGUCAGUUCCGAUGCCUGGGCUCCCUGCAGCACAUUAAGAACAGGUUUGGCAGUGGGUUCACUGUGAAGAUGUACUUGGCUGAGGCCUCCUGUGACGUAGGGAAAAUCACUAGCUUCAUGCAGCGCAGAUUCCCCAGCACUUAUCUCAAGGACCAGCACUCGAAUGUGGUGGAGUACCACGUCCCAUUUGCUCCUGGAGGUUUGGCUGACAUCUUCGACCAGCUGGAGUCCAACAAGAAUGCUCUGCAGAUCAAGCACUUCUCUGUGAGCCAGACCACACUGGAUGAGGUCUUCAUCAAUUUUGCCAUGGGGAAGAUCGGCAUGGAAACCAUACCAAUUGACGCCGAAGAUGAAAAUGAAGUACAAGCAUAGAGCUGACUGCCAUCUUUAGUGUGUGUCCAUUCACACUAAAUCUGACCUUAAUAGUGUAGAAAAUGUGACUUAAAUGUUUGUGGGUUCUUUUUAGGAAUAUUAUUUUUUUUAGUCUCUUGACUGUGAAUAUGAAGGUUAAAUUACACUUUUUUCUUACCAAAUCAAACUAUUGAUGAAAAGCACAAGAAUACAUGGCCAUCUGCAAACAUGCGUAGAUGAGGUGGAUAAUUACUCUUCUACAUAACACUGUUUGCAUGUUCACUUUGAAUCAUUCAGGUCACAUUAUUUAGGAAGUUUAAUUUAAUUAUGUAGUCUGUUAAUUUCUCUCUGUGGCUAGGGUUCUUUUUACCUACCUACCUUUACCUAGAAUAUUAUACAAUAAAAAUAUUUAGAAUGAUUUUUACUUAAGGUCACUGGUGGCAAACCAUCACUAUACAAUAUCAUAAGAUACUCACCUAAUAAAUAUAUAACACAAACAAAAAGUAAUGUAUUUUUUUAUGUGAACUACAUAUAAUUCUGCUCCUGAGAUGAAAUUUGACAAAAGAAAAUAUUGACACUGAGAGCUUAAUAUGCACUUUCCCCUCACUCAUUAACACUUUCUCCAAGGGUAUAUGUAACUUCUGGAAUGACUGUACUGAAUAUUUAAUAGACUUUUUGCCUAUGGACCUGCUCCAUGUGGUAUUAACUGCAUCAAGCCUAUUUUUAUAAUUUAAUAAAGCUAUUUUUCAAGUGCA
Oreochromis aureus is the source of this 10342-nucleotide messenger RNA. It is a transcript of the gene abca12, whose product is annotated as ATP-binding cassette, sub-family A (ABC1), member 12. Gene Ontology annotation, biological process: lipid transport; transmembrane transport. The record is from RefSeq and is a predicted model, not a curated record. NCBI's taxonomy places the organism in Eukaryota, Metazoa, Chordata, Actinopteri, Cichliformes, Cichlidae. Gene Ontology annotation, cellular component: intracellular membrane-bounded organelle; membrane. The transcript has 55 exons. Gene Ontology annotation, molecular function: lipid carrier activity; ATP binding; ABC-type transporter activity.